UUAAGUAUGCCUCAUGAGGACAAAGAACAAGAAGAGGAACAACGGGCUCGAACAGCCUAUGACCUGAUUCGCAUGCGAUUGGAUCGACUCGAAAAAAAUAUUGUAAUGCUUCCCAAGAAUUCCAAAACUAUUUCACUUUCAUGCAAAAAUUGUUCCAUGAAUCUUCAUUUGGAGGAUAAACCCGUUUCAAUCCCUCAACGUCGUGAUGCCCGUAAGCCUCGUCCACCACCAGAUUUUGUUCGCAAUGUUGUUGGCUCUUCCGCUGCAGCUGGUAGUGCCGAAUUCCACAUCUUUCGGAAUAAUCGAAAACGUGAAAUGGAUAGGUUGGAUUAUAUGAAUCAAAAGGCUUUACAAGAAGAGUUGGACGCUGAGUACAUUGCAAAACGGGAAAGGCAAAUCAAACAGGAGGAAGAGAAAACGGCCAAAAAACGGGCCAAGCGACAGCGACAUAAGGAAAAGAUGAAGCGGUUAAAAAAGAAGAAAAUCGUCAAUAAAGGCACUGAUGGAAGUGGUAGUGAAGAAGACAGUAGUGAUAGUGAUGGAAAUUCUCACGAAGAGUCGCGUUGUUGUGAAACGAAAUCGGAACAGCCAUCGGAAAAUGUGAGUGAGAGUUCGAAUGAUAACCGAAAGCAAUCGGAUGUUACCAAAACAAGCAAUGAGGUUAGAAGUUGCGAUGGUAUUGAGAAUGUUAAAGCGAAUGGAGUUGAAGAAGAGGAGUCAUUGCAUUCUUCUUGUGCUAUUGAACAGCAUUCCACUUGCACAGUUCAACAGCAUUCAGAUAAUAACCAAGAACUUUCGAGCAAAUGA
Anisakis simplex (herring worm) is the source of this 807-nucleotide messenger RNA. NCBI's taxonomy places the organism in Eukaryota, Metazoa, Nematoda, Chromadorea, Rhabditida, Anisakidae. The record is from the annotation of a GenBank genome assembly.